This is a messenger RNA of Rotaria sp. Silwood2, 783 nucleotides long. Lineage: Eukaryota; Metazoa; Rotifera; Eurotatoria; Philodinida; Philodinidae. The record is from the annotation of a GenBank genome assembly.
AUGUGGAAAAUAGUUCAACCACAUGUUAGUGCAUGGCGUUUAAUAACAUACAAGUUAUCAAAUGAAUUUGAUCAUAAUAUUCAAAUUCAAGGUAAAACAAAUAUUUUUUGUUCAUCAACUUUACAAAAACAAAUGGAAGAAAAUACAGAUACAAGUGAUUAUACACAAUUAACAACAGAACCUAUUAUUAAUUCUGAAUUAAUUAUAUUAACGACAUGUGAAAAUGUUAACUAUACAAGUGUUAAUAUAUUUCUAAUCGACCAAUCAGGUCAAAUCAUAAAUAGUUAUUCCCAGACACAAUCAGACGAAUCUGACACAGUAACGAAGAUUCGUGUUCCUCAGCAAGCAUUUCGAAUCGAAGCAAUUUUAACAUUAUCUAAUGGAAAUAAAAUUCAACGUAUGGAAAAACAUCUUAUUUCACCAAUGAAAUAUUCAAUUGAACUAACAAACCAGCCAUAUACAUUAUCUAUUGGUCAAACAAUUGAAAUGAAUUAUACAAUUAAAAGUUUCACAACUGGAAUAGUUAAUCUACGUUUACAAAUCAUUGAUACAUUAAAAUUAAUCAGUAAUGAUGUUCUAGAAAAAAAUUUAACAUUUUUUAAUGAAACAUCUGAAAUGACUACAUUUACAUUAUCAAAAAAUUAUCGACAAAAAAUUAUGGAUGAUAUGAUUAUAUUUGCUUUAUCAACAUAUAAUAAUCAAACAAAUAAGUAUUUCUGGUCUCUGAUUGCGAAUUUAAAAAAAAUAGGAAUCCUUAGAGGAUCAAGUUUGGCUAAUAUAUAG